AUGGAAGAUGUGCAGCUUGAGUAUCAGCGGCUGGAGCGACGCCACCGCCGCGAGAAGAAAGAGCUGCAGGACCGCAUCCAGGCCAUGAAGAACGAGGUCCCAAAGGGCGACAAGACGAAGACAAAGCAGUUGCUCCUGGACGUGGCCCGCCUGGAGGCCGAGCUGGAGCAGAAGCAUCAGCUGGAGCUGGAGAAGUUCGGGGAGCAGUACCCUGCGAACAGCGGCCUCGACUCCAUCACCGAGGGCCUGGCCAAGAUGGAUCUCGAGAACCACCCUCCUCGAGUCUCGAGGGCCCAGAAAAGGCGCGAAAGAAGGGCGGCGCUGCAGAGAGAGCGUCAGAAGAUGGCGGCCGAGGCCGAGCCUGGGUCGCUGAGCAGCCACGGUCGCGACGAGGAGAAGCAGCUGGCUGCCAUCCUGGAGGCCCGGAAUCUGGAGAUGAAGGAUGUCCCGGCCAACAGCCACUGCAUGUACCGCGCCAUCCAAGACCAGCUGCCGUUCUCCGUGUCCGUGGAGAGCCUGCGGGGCCGCACCGCCAGCUACAUGCGGAAGCACGUCGACGACUUCCUGCCCUUCUUCAGCGACCCCGAAACCGGCGAUGCCUACACGCGCGACGACUUCUUGAUCUACUGCGACAACGUCGCGCACAGCGCCGCGUGGGGAAGCCAGCUGGAGCUGAGGGCCCUGUCGCACGUCCUGCAGACCCCCAUCGAGGUGAUCCAGGCCGAGGCGCCCGUCCAGGUCAUCGGGGAGGAGUACAGCAACAAGCCGCUCACGCUGGUCUACGUGCGCCACGCCUCCAACUUCGGGGAGCACUACAACUCGGUGAAGCCGCUGGAAGCCGGCGCCGUGGGGGGCGUCCCCGUGCGCUUCUUCUAG
Molossus molossus (Pallas's mastiff bat) is the source of this 876-nucleotide messenger RNA. RefSeq names its product OTU domain-containing protein 6A-like. The transcript has a single exon. Lineage: Eukaryota; Metazoa; Chordata; Mammalia; Chiroptera; Molossidae. The record is from RefSeq and is a predicted model, not a curated record. The coding region runs from base 1 to 876 and encodes 291 amino acids. Gene Ontology annotation, molecular function: cysteine-type deubiquitinase activity. Gene Ontology annotation, biological process: protein K33-linked deubiquitination; protein K11-linked deubiquitination; protein K27-linked deubiquitination.